This is a messenger RNA of Micropterus salmoides (largemouth bass), 953 nucleotides long. Its product is annotated as activated RNA polymerase II transcriptional coactivator p15-like. Gene Ontology annotation, biological process: positive regulation of transcription initiation by RNA polymerase II. The record is from RefSeq and is a predicted model, not a curated record. Gene Ontology annotation, cellular component: transcription regulator complex; nucleus. Bases 107 to 484 code for a protein of 125 amino acids. Lineage: Eukaryota; Metazoa; Chordata; Actinopteri; Centrarchiformes; Centrarchidae. Gene Ontology annotation, molecular function: DNA binding; transcription coactivator activity. The transcript has 5 exons.
CGGACGGGGGACGGGCUAGAAGACGCGGAAACAGUCCGAUAAACACCGGAAGUCAGUCAGCUUUCCGCUUCCUAUCCAGAGAUCCGCUCUACUACAUCGUAUCAUAAUGCCAAAAUCAAAGGAAGUGCUGUCUUCCACAUCUGGAAGUGACUCAGACAGUGAAGUAGAGACCAAGGCUAAGAGAAAGAAACCAAGUGCACCUGAGAAACCUGCCAAAAAAACAAAGAGCGGAGAGAGUUCCAAGCCAGGUGGCUCCUCUAAGGGCAGCAGCAAUAGCGAUGACAACAUGUUCCAGAUUGGAAAGAUGAGAUAUGUCAGCGUCAGGGACUUUAAAGGUAAAGUCCUGAUUGACAUCAGAGAGUACUGGAUGAACCAAGAUGGUGAGAUGAAGCCGGGGAAAAAAGGUAUCUCCCUGAAUCCUGAACAAUGGAACCAACUAAAGGACCAGAUUUCAGAAAUUGAUGACGCGAUUAAGAGAAUAUAAGCAUUCCUUUCAGUGUUAUCUGUUGAACUAAGUGAACAUGUUGGCUAAUCAUUUUUGUAAAAAGUCUGGGAUUGUUUUCUAAUGGACUUUAUUUUGUAGUUGUAUAGAUCUAGUGUCGUCUGUAUACUCUGGUUUUCUGUGUGUUUUUGAGCUGUUGUAGUAAAGGUAUAGGUGGAGGAGGUGGUUGAUUGGUGGGUAGAGUGCAUCAAUACAAUUUUUGUAUUGAAUAAUAAACAUGGGGCACUAGCUUAAUGUCAUUGUUCAGUCAGUGUGUAAGUACAUGUUCACAGACUUUCAAGUAAAUAUAAAUCAUAAGACUUUGUUUAUCGGACCUUUGUAAUAUGUAGCACCCAGUAUCAGUGCUCUUUAUUUCCGAAAGCCAAGCCCAGUCUGUCAUGUUGUACCUGUAGGUGACUAGAUUCAUGGGGAACCAUGGGUUAGGUUUUGAAAAUAAAUACUAUUACACAAA